Messenger RNA from Photinus pyralis (common eastern firefly), 1881 nucleotides. Its product is annotated as U3 small nucleolar RNA-associated protein 6 homolog. Gene Ontology annotation, molecular function: snoRNA binding; protein binding. Bases 118 to 1779 code for a protein of 553 amino acids. Gene Ontology annotation, cellular component: Pwp2p-containing subcomplex of 90S preribosome; small-subunit processome. Lineage: Eukaryota; Metazoa; Arthropoda; Insecta; Coleoptera; Lampyridae. The transcript has 4 exons. The record is from RefSeq and is a predicted model, not a curated record. Gene Ontology annotation, biological process: maturation of SSU-rRNA from tricistronic rRNA transcript (SSU-rRNA, 5.8S rRNA, LSU-rRNA).
CAGAUAUGUGGGUGCUAAUCGGCCACUACUGUGCAUAAGUGAGGUUAUGGUUGUGAAUUUUCUCUUAGAAUUUUCUAAAAUCCAUAUUUCUCGUAAAAUUGAAAACACCCAAAAAAAAUGACCGAAGUCGUCCAAAAGCGUUUGGAAUUAAUGACGGAAGAGUUGGAGGAAAUGAGACGUACAAAGCUGUUUACCAUUCAAGAAACUAUGAUUAUAUUUAAGAAAAGGAAACAACUUGAGCAUAAAAUUCACGCCUUAACCAAAGACUUGAAGAGUUAUCACGAUUACAUUAACUAUGAAAAGUGCUUGCUAAAAGAUGUUGCUUUGCGACGACGGAAAUUUAAAAUAGCCGAAAAGAGAAACAGUAUAGAUCAAAGGAUUAUAAAGAGAAUAAAGUCACUGUAUGACACCGCAUUGCAACGAUUUGGAGAUGAUCUAUCACUAUUUCUCGGUUUCCUAAAGUUUUGCAAAAAAGUAAAUUAUGUAAAUGCAGCUUCUGACGCAGUUGCUCACAUGAUCAAGACGCAUUCUGAUAAACCAGAAGUAUGGAAGAUUGCCGCCAAUUGGCAUAUGUACGAUCGUAAGGACAUAAAAACAUCACUAGUAAUGCUAUUAAAGGGUCUCGAGCUGCAUAAAGACAGUAGAAUACUAUACAUGGAAGUUCUCCUGAAUGAGGUAUACAAUGUGGAACACAACAAGGCUGACGAGAAUACCUCUGUAAAGAGAAUAAUGGGGGUUGUCGAUACAAUAUUUAACAAUAUACAAAGUCCCGAUUUUUAUGUUGAAAUUUUGGAAUUGCUCUCUGAUCAUGAUUACACGAUGGAUAUUCAAAAUUAUAUUAUCCAAACAAUGAUGGCGAAGCACUUUGAUAAUGAAAAUCUAUGGCACUCAUUAGGACAACGGGAAUUUCAGAGUGCACAGCCUGAAACAAAGUUAAAUAACUGCAUUGCAAAGUACAAGGAGGGACUGUUUAAAGUGACACCGAGCACAAAACCGAAAUUAUGGGUGUUAUAUUUAGACUUCUUAAUUCAUCUUCACGAAAACACAGAUUUUGGUGUGAGCACAAUUUUAAAAAUGGCCCUGCGUGAUGCAUCGGAGGACAAGUCAUUGUUGGAGCGGUUCUAUAUUGUAUGGUUAGAUUUGGUAAGCGAUGAACUUGAUCUUGCAAUACAAAUUUUGGAAAAAGGUACAUCCGAGUUUCCUUACUCUGUGGAGCUAUGGAAUCUGCUUCUCCACCAUUCUAUUUUAAAAAACGACUCGGAAAAGGUGUCUCAAGUGUUUAAGUUAGGUGUGAAACGCUUAAAAGACAAAUCUCUGCCUCUGUGGCAGACUGUUAUUCAAUAUUAUCGCAACGAGGACAGCGUUAGUGAGAUUUACGAAGAUGGUGUGGCACAACCAAAGGAAAUUUCAGAUGUGCUUAAGCCUCAAUAUAUAUAUUGGUUAGCGACAAAGAAGGGCACUGAAGUAGCUCGUCAGGUUUAUGCGAGAUUAUCAGUGAAUAGGCCAUACUGUUACAGUCUGCAUAAGGUGAUGUCCGAAAUCGAAUCUAAAGAAGAAAGUAAAAAUUUGAAAGCGUGGGAAAAGGUUCACGAAAUUGCUUGCAGUCAGUUUGGGAAAGAGGAUAUAGAUGUUUGGAUCAGUCGCAUACAUUUUUAUCUUCAUCACUACGUAGAACAGUCGCAAAGAGUUCAUUUGUUGUAUAAGCAAGCCCAACAAAACCUACCCAAGACGUUAGUUGUAGAUUUCCUUUCAUCAUAUUCACAGAUUAUGGACGAAUAAAUAUUAAUGUUUUAUCCAUUUUUUUUUACCAUUGUACUGCUACCUUAAUAAAAUAUAAUCCUGGUUAUAUGCAAAGUUAGCUAAUAAAUAUCCUAUAAUUGA